Lachancea fermentati is the source of this 1395-nucleotide messenger RNA. The record is from the annotation of a GenBank genome assembly. Lineage: Eukaryota; Fungi; Ascomycota; Saccharomycetes; Saccharomycetales; Saccharomycetaceae.
AUGUUGAAAGCAGGAUCGUUAAGUUCUUUGUUGCCACCACCUAAGUAUAAGUUUGCGAGGUCACAACAGAAUAGAGAUUUGCAUAUUAAGCAAAACGAUUCAGGGAAGGUAAAUCGAGAAAUAUCUGAUGAACCCCGAGAUGGAAUGGCAUUGCUUCCUGUCCCCCAGGUGAACUUCCAGGAUUUUCUUCCACUAAGAAAUGCUAAGCCAGAUCUGGAAAUUCCACGUCCAACAGAAAAUGAGGUCAAAACAAGCUAUUUGCACACGAAGGCGCUGAUUGACAAGAUAUUAGGAGAGAAAUUGCAGCCUCAAGGUACCUCUUUCAAAUCUUCAAAGAAAGCUAUUGAAUCAUCCGAGGUCAUUCAAUAUGCACUUCCUUCAAGUUCAGAAAAUGGAGAACCUAGAACACGUUCUCUGAAGAUAGUAGAACAUGCCGCCGAUCCACUACAACCGAAAAUGUUCAAAGUCAAGAAAGUUGUCGCCCCAGCUGAUGAAACACCUACCCCAGUGUUGAGUAAAUCAGAUGACGUGAGUAGGACAAUUUCAUCUGAAGAGCGUUCGAAGUGGAACAUUCCCUCUGCCAUAUCCAGCUGGAAGAAUCCAAAUGGGUAUGCGAUUGCAUUAGAUAAGAGGUUAGGUUCCGACACCAGAUAUUCAAAAGAUAGUCUUGAACCGCAUGAAAUUAGUGACAAAUUUGCCAAGCUUUCUGAGGCUUUGGAUAGUGCCGAAAGAAUGGCACGCCAAGAGGUCAAACAGCGGGCAGAUGCGAAAAGAGAACUUGCAGAGAGGCAGGCAAAGGAGAAGGAGGAAAAGUUACGUGUUAUGGCCCGUCAGGCACGAGAAGAGAGAAGCCGCGAAAUGCGUGAAAGGGUCUCUUCUUCCAUAUCGGCACAGCGACUUGGUGAUGACGCUGAAAGACGAGAGGCAAUCCGAAGAGAAAGGCGGAAGCAGUUGGAGAAAGAUCUGCAUCGGUCUAAAAGAAGCACAGCCGAUCGUUUGAAAGCAUUGGCAAUGAGUCAGGGAAGGGAUAUCUCUGAUAAAGUUAUUUUAGGGGCAGCGAAGGCAACUGAAAGCAGCGAGAUUCAAUACGAUUCAAGGCUUUUCGCUAGAGGUGCCAAUGCCAACGCACAUAGAAGUGAAGAUCAGGUGUAUGAUAAUCCCUUAUUUGUACAACGAAGUAUCGAUAGCAUUUACCAUCCUAACAGGUCGGCGAAUCACGAAAUGCAAACAGAAGAAGUUGUCUCAUCUAUUCAGAAUAGUGCAAGAUUUUCGAGUUUAGGUAACAAACGUACUCGCGAAGGGCCUGUUGAAUUUACCGCAAAAGACGACGAAUCAGGCUUGACAGAGGCAGACAACGAGUCGAUAAUAAAAGGAAAAAGGCAGCGUACAGAUUAA